Molecule: messenger RNA, 2728 nt
Organism: Oryzias melastigma (Indian medaka)
Lineage: Eukaryota; Metazoa; Chordata; Actinopteri; Beloniformes; Adrianichthyidae
Gene: gjc4b
Product: gap junction protein gamma 4b
Exons: 3
Coding region: 254-1417 (387 amino acids)
Biological process (GO): cell communication
Cellular component (GO): connexin complex
Source: RefSeq, a predicted model, not a curated record
GGAGAGGAGGAGGAGGAGGUGCGGGGAGAUUUGGGAUCAGUCUUUGUCUUCUUCUCCCAGCAGUUCAAUCCACGCAACGGGCGCAGGACGUACCCCACUCUUCUGGAGGGGAGGAAAAAGAAAACGUGGAUGGCGUGAUAUUUGAAUAAGAAGAAAAUAAGAGAGAAAACUUGAAAGAUAAGAUCUGGUGAAGGAAAGAAAUCUGCUGGAAUUUCAGCUGAAGGGUUGACAGAUUUCCUGUUCUGUGAUCAAAAUGAGCUGGAGUUUCCUCACACGUCUGCUGGAUGAGAUUUCCAAUCACUCCACCUUUGUGGGUAAAAUCUGGCUCACCCUCCUCAUCGUCUUCCGGAUCGUGCUGACGGCGGUCGGGGGCGAGUCCAUCUAUUAUGAUGAACAGAGUAAAUUUGUGUGCAACACACACCAACCCGGUUGUGAGAACGUGUGCUACGACGCGUUCGCGCCGCUUUCGCACAUUCGCUUCUGGGUGUUCCAGGUGAUUAUGAUCACCACGCCCACCGUCAUGUACCUCGGAUUCGCCAUGCACAAGAUCGCCCGCAUGGACGAUGAAGACUACAGACCCCAAAGCAGGAAGCGGAUACCUAUUGUGAGUCGCGGUGCCAACAGGGACUACGAAGAGGCAGAAGAUAACGGGGAGGAGGAUCCCAUGAUCAUGGAGGAAAUUGAGCCGGAAAAGGACAAGGAAGUCGCACCAAAGCCCAAAAACAAGCACGACGGACGGCGGCGCAUCAAGAGAGACGGCCUGAUGAAGGUCUACGUUUUUCAGCUGCUGUCGCGCGCCGUCUUUGAAGUGGCCUUUCUGUUUGGACAGUACAUCCUUUACGGAGUGGAGGUGUUGCCGUCGUUCGUGUGCACCCGGUCUCCGUGCCCCCACACGGUGGACUGCUUUGUGUCCCGCCCCACCGAGAAAACCAUCUUCCUGCUCAUUAUGUACGGCGUCAGCAUCCUGUGUCUCCUCUUCACCGUGCUGGAGAUCCUUCACCUCGGCUUCAGUGGACUACGCGAAUGCCUUUGCCCACGAAAACCUCGUUCUCACCGCUCGCCUCGCCAUUCAGCGCUCCCCAGCAAUAGAUCCUCCUUCUCCCGCCAGCCUUCAGCGCCUCCAGGCUACCACACCACUGUGAAGAAGGACCCGUCCGGGAAAAUGCCCUUCAGAGAUAACUUGAGAGACUCGGGCCGCGAGUCAUUCGGCGACGAGUCGUCAUCGCGGGAGCUGGAGAGGCUACGCAGACACCUAAAACUGGCCCAGCAGCAUCUGGACCUAGCGUACCAGAAUGAGGAGAGCAGCCCUCCGCGCAGCAGCAGUCCAGAGUCCAACGGCACUGCGGCAGAGCAGAACCGGCUCAACUUUGCCCAGGAGAAGCAGACCAGCACCUGUGACAAAGGUCUCCGGGCGUAACCUUCCAGCAGCUGAUCCGAACAAACAUGGAGGAGGAGGAGCAGUGAAAGUAGAAGGGAACUGAGCAGGGAGUGCUCAUGCAUGAUGGGACAUUGCUUGAGGCCUUCCAGUGUUGACGACCAGCCGUGGUGGACCAUCAAGUCACCUGGAGGCACCGACCUGCAUGAAGAUCCAAAGUGCUUACAAACUGCCAUCGUGCAACGAGAACAAAUCCCGUGUGCAUCUCCCUCAGGGCAGCUAUUCCUUUUUAUACAAAUAUUUUUAUCAAACUUUUUUUGUAUGAUAUUUUUGUCAAGUGUUGAAAGUUGUGAAUCUCAAGUUUGCCUUACACUCAAACUGGAACUGUUUUUUUUAUGGAAUCUUUCUGAAGUAGGGCCAAACCAGUUGUGCAAGUUCGUAAGAGUUUUGUACUUUGUGAGAGUUGAUGACUGUAGUUGCAAAAGAAAAAAAAAGGUACUGGGAGGGGUUGUCUUACCGGCAAAGACUUAAAGGUGUUGUCCCACAAGGGCGUCGUUCAAGUGUGUUUCUGUUAGCCGUUUGUGGCAGUGUUGCCACGGCGCCGGUCAGCAUUCCCACGUCUGUCUUCACGGAGCUUGGAAUGCGAAGCAGGAAAUGUGGCAUUAGGACAUCUGGGGUCGGGUUUAACUGCCUACUGUGUUGGUUUUCUGUUCCAGGCAGGAUUUUUCCGUUAUUAACAAAACGGUCUUAAGUCACAAUCUUUUAAAUCCUAUUUAUUUCCCUAGAAGUCGAACAGACGUACUUAUUUUAUAUAUGUCUUGUAUUGGCAGAGGAUGUGCAGCGCUGCUUUUGUUUCAUGAUUUUAUACUUUGGGGGGGUUUGUUGCCACAUUUUAUUGCUUCCGAUUCAUCCUCGCAUUGCUCCGUUUACAUGAAUGUGUUUGCAUCCAUUUUCCAAAAAAAGAAGCAAAAAACUGGAUGAUCUUCCUGAUAGAAAGCCUGGUAGAACCUGCUUUUCUAGCAGUUCAGGCCUUUUGAAGGAGAGUUGAACACACUUGAGGUGCCUUUGUCCAAAGGAAUAAACCAACCUGGGUAAUGCUUGAAAAAUAUGAUGUUAUGUUUUGCUCUAAAUGUUUAAUACUGUUCUUUUUUUACAUCUAGUAGUUGGCUGUUGUCACUGUGGCAAAGGUUUGCUUCAAAUUUCACUGCUGUCAAUAGCUGGACGCUUCAAACACAGCAGUUUUUUUCCCUCUUUUUUUACCUUAAAGGGUAACCAAACCCUAAAUCAACUUUUUGUGUCUGUUGAUCUCUAUAGAUGGGGCUUUAAAAGUGCUGUUUGUUGGUCAUUUCCAAA